This is a messenger RNA of Ectocarpus sp. CCAP 1310/34, 291 nucleotides long. NCBI's taxonomy places the organism in Eukaryota, Phaeophyceae, Ectocarpales, Ectocarpaceae. The record is from the annotation of a GenBank genome assembly.
AUGUGGACUGUGAGCUCGGGUGGCAGCAGCAGCACCACCAGCAGCAACACCAGGAGAAGCCUGGACGAGUCCGAGGUGCUUUGCUGCAUUAACGAAUACCGCAGGGAGCACGGAGCCCCGAUGCUGAGGUGGAGCUCGGCGUGCGCCCGCGAAGCUCAGCGGCGAGCCAGCCACGAGUCCGGGCCGAGCGCCGAGUAUGGCGAGAAUCUUGCCAGGAGCACGGAUCAUAGCUGGAGAGAUCCAACGAUAGCUUGUAUCGGCUCCAUCCACCGGUGGCAGGUACGUGGUUAG